AUGAAGAGCCAUAUUUUACUAUCGUCUCCUGUCCUCUUCUUGGCCUUCUUCCUCCAAGCAAUGAGCCUCGCGCACGGUCACUAUAGCGAUCAGCAUUGGUACGAGCCUCGAGAGCAGCACGUACUCUCUGCCCCAGAAAAUGCAAGACCCAUGCCAUCACUCAUCAUCGACACAUUUCAAAAUCCAACGCACAACGAUCUCGGUUUCUGGCAUGGUGCUGGUGAAGAUCUGGCCAUGCAGUACCAACCUGGCUCCAUGCAACUCUUCCCAACUGACCCGGAUCAAAACUAUCAUACACAAUUCGAAACGAACGGGUGCUUCAGUAUGAUUCCAUGGCGAAAUCAGUUCUUACAUGUUGAAUUUGUCGGCACCGACCAGUUCACCGUUUCCUUAAACGAGCAUAACGAGGACUGCUACCCUCACCGUGCUCCGUUCCCGGGUGUACCAGACAGUAUUGAGGCAUCACGAUAUAUGAUGAAAAUGGGCCACGGUAGCACCGGACAUGAUGGAGAUGGCCAUGAACACGAUGAGCCCAUUCGCGAGGAACACGGCAAGAAGCAGAUAUCCAAAGACAACGGUGGCGGCGAUGAAGACGACCAGACCCCUGCUGCGCCGCCGAAGAAAGAGCUAUUCAUUCCGCUUUCUCACUUCCUGAUCAAUCAGAAUCGUGUCGUAUCUGUUUCCUUCUCGGGAUUUUAUACCAAUAGGUCCAUCACGCUGCAUCGGGUCGAGAUUGUUUCGAGUGUUCCGCCGCCGAGAAAGGAAAAUAACUACUUCAAGAUUCCCGAGAAGCUGCCUACGGGCGAGUUGAUUCUUCGAUGUACUCGGCCUAAGUCGUUUGCGUUCGGGAUUGAUGAUGGGUCGCCUCGCUUUGCGCAGGAGGUGAUGAGGAUUCUUGAUGAGGAGAAUGUUCGUGUUACGUUUUUUGCUGUCGGAGCUGGACUCAGGGAUACAACUACGAAUCUCACCAGGUUCUAUCGUGAGAUGCUAAAGAAGGGACAUCAAGUUGCCCUGCAUUCUAAUACUCAUCCCAAAAUGGAAGCCCUGCCGACAAUUGACAAGAUCGAUAAUGAAAUUAUCCAAGCCCAAAGAACCCUCAAGGAACAACUCGGGAUCGAAUGUGACUCUAACAACAAUGGCAGCGUCGCACGGGGCGGCAAUCUCGCUGUAAUGCACUUCCUCAACCCCACGACCGUCGGGUAUCUACGCCAGUUCAUCCGACAUGUCAAAGGCUCCGGGUUCAAAAUCAUGCGCAUUGACCAGUGCAUGGAGGAUCCCGACAGCCCACCAUUAUCGUGA
Penicillium atrosanguineum is the source of this 1299-nucleotide messenger RNA. Its product is annotated as polysaccharide deacetylase family protein. The coding region runs from base 1 to 1299 and encodes 432 amino acids. NCBI's taxonomy places the organism in Eukaryota, Fungi, Ascomycota, Eurotiomycetes, Eurotiales, Aspergillaceae. The record is from RefSeq and is a predicted model, not a curated record. The transcript has 3 exons. Gene Ontology annotation, biological process: carbohydrate metabolic process. Gene Ontology annotation, molecular function: hydrolase activity, acting on carbon-nitrogen (but not peptide) bonds.